This is a messenger RNA of Cryptomeria japonica (Japanese cedar), 4017 nucleotides long. RefSeq names its product calcium-transporting ATPase 10, plasma membrane-type. The coding region runs from base 654 to 3749 and encodes 1031 amino acids. Gene Ontology annotation, cellular component: intracellular membrane-bounded organelle; membrane. The record is from RefSeq and is a predicted model, not a curated record. Lineage: Eukaryota; Viridiplantae; Streptophyta; Pinopsida; Cupressales; Cupressaceae. Gene Ontology annotation, biological process: calcium ion transmembrane transport. The transcript is spliced from 7 exons. Gene Ontology annotation, molecular function: ATP hydrolysis activity; ATP binding; P-type calcium transporter activity.
ACUCCCUUGAAUGUACCAUACCCUGGGGUGAUAAAGGGAAAUCGGUCCAAUGAUGUAUUUCGGGCAAAAUAGCAGUGCUCAAUUUAGAGUGCCUUCUGCUAUCGUUCGUAGAAAACGUGCAGACAGAGGAAACAAGAAAGAUACCAGCAACUGCAUAAAAAUUGCAUUGCAAGUUUAAUAACUGUUAAAGAUUGAAUCUUUACAGAGAAAAAUUGCUAAAGAACUUGCUGUGAAAUAAUGGUCGAAGAAGCAAAACCUCCAAAAGGAAAAGAAGCGGAAUGCGUCAAUAAUUUAAUCCACGACUAUACAAUAAACCAGUAAUAAAAAAUUGAGGUACACAGUUGCUUUUUUGGAGGGGGAAAAAUGGGUUGAAUAAAAUAUAGAUUUUUAACGCUGGCCUAUGGACUACAUGGAAUACGAGAUUCUGUAAUUAGUUUGUUUUUAUCUCUCUUUCUUUUUCAGCCUUCCAUUUUUAACCAAAUCUCAAAAAAAAGAGCUGAAACCAGAAUAAUUCUUCCGAAGGUUGUGAUAAGCUUCUGCGAAACAAAUCAUCUCCACAACCCAAAAACAUUGCCUGAAACGCGUACCAUUGCUUUUACUUAUAACCCUUGAAUACACAGAGCAAAACAUAAAGAGUUGACUUGUUCGUAAACAUGGAGAACUAUUUGAAUGAAAACUUUGGAGGAGUGAAGCCCAAAAACUCAUCCGAAGAGGCUCUGAGAAGAUGGAGGAAGUUAUGUUCAGUAGUGAAAAACCCAAAAAGAAGAUUUCGGUUCACUGCAAAUUUGUCAAAGAGAUCCGAAGCAGAGGCUAUGAAAAGGACAAACCACGAGAAGAUAAAGGUGGCUCUUUUAGUUUCAAAGGCUGCGCUUCAGUUUAUUGAUGCUGGCCUUUCGGGUUCCACUGAUUAUGAAGUGCCAGAGGAAGUCAAAGCAUGUGGUUUUGGCAUCUCUGCUGAUGAACUAGCAUCCAUGGUAGAAGACCAUAGUCUCAAAAAGUUAAGAGCCCAUGGUGGAAUUGAAGGAAUUUCUGAGAAGCUUUCUACAUCAAUUACUGAUGGGAUCAAUGCUGAUGAAGAAAGCCUGAAGCACAGACAGAAUGUCUAUGGUCUUAACAGAUUUGUUGAGAAACCACUUCGAGGAUUUUGGGUAUAUGUAUGGGAGGCAUUACAAGACACGACUCUCAUGAUUCUUGCAGUCUGUGCAGCUGUGUCUUUGGCCGUUGGGAUUUCUACAGAGGGAUGGCCUAAAGGAGCCUAUGACGGUCUUGGCAUUGUUCUCAGCAUUCUUUUAGUUGUAUUUGUAACUGCAAUCAGUGAUUAUCGACAAUCUUUGCAGUUCAAGGAUUUAGAUAGGGAGAAGAAGAAGAUCUCAAUACAGGUUACUCGAAAUGGCUAUAGACAGAAAAUUUCAAUAUAUGAUCUUGUUGUUGGGGAUUUAGUGCAUUUGUCAAUUGGUGACCAAGUGCCAGCAGAUGGGCUAUUUGUAUCUGGCUUUUCAUUGCUUAUAAAUGAGUCAAGUCUAACAGGUGAGAGUGAACCUGUAACUGUGAACAAAGAGAAGCCAUUUUUCUUAUCAGGAACGAAGGUCCAAGAUGGUUCUGGCAAGAUGUUGGUAACAACAGUUGGCAUGAGAACUGGAUGGGGUAAAUUGAUGGCAACCCUGAGCGAAGGCGGUGAAGAUGAGACACCACUACAGGUCAAGCUCAAUGGUGUAGCAACAAUAAUUGGAAAGAUUGGAUUAUUUUUUGCCAUUAUUACAUUCUUGGUACUGACAAAGGGAUUAAUUGACAGGAAGAUCAUCAGUGGGCAAUAUACGAGCUGGUCUGGAGACAACUUUAUUGAGAUCUUAGAAUUCUUUGCAAUAGCAGUCACAAUUGUUGUGGUUGCAGUACCAGAGGGACUGCCUUUGGCAGUAACCUUAAGCCUUGCCUUUGCCAUGAAAAAGAUGAUGCAUGAUCGAUCGCUGGUGCGUCAUCUUGCAGCAUGUGAGACAAUGGGAUCUGCAACAUGCAUUUGUAGCGAUAAAACUGGGACUUUAACAACAAACCAUAUGACUGUUGUUAAGCUAUUUAUUUGUGGCAAUGCCAAGGAAAUUCAGAAUGCUGAGCAGGCUAAGAAAGUUAGAAAGGAAACAUCUGAGCAUGUGUCCAAAAUGUUAAUGCAGUCAAUAUUCCAAAAUACAAGUGGUGAGGUGGUGAUGGACAGGGAUGGAAGACGGGAUUGCAUAGGCUCACCAACAGAGGCUGCCCUUUUGGAAUUCGGCUUAAUGUUGGGUGGAGAUUUUGGUGGAUUGCGCAAAGAAUCUACAAUUAUCAAAGUGGAACCUUUCAAUUCACACAGAAAAACAAUGGCUGUUUUGCUGGAGCUUUCUGGGGGACGAUAUCAAUGUCAUUGUAAGGGUGCUGCAGAAAUUAUCUUGAAUAUGUGUGACAAGGUAUUAGAUUCAACUGGACAAGCUGUUCCACUUGAUGAAUUAACCAUGAACAGUCUAAUGAAUGUUAUUGAGGGUUUUGCUAAUGAGGCUUUACGAACACUGUGCCUUGCUUAUAUGGACAUAGGAGAUAAUUUUAAUCCCCAAAAUUCUCUUCCAGGACAUGGUUAUACAUUUAUAGCUAUUGUUGGUAUCAAGGAUCCAGUUCGUCCUGGUGUCAAGGAUGCUGUUCAAAUCUGUAAAGCUGCUGGAAUCACCGUACGAAUGGUUACUGGAGACAAUAUUAACACUGCAAAGGCAAUUGCCAGAGAGUGUGGCAUUUUGACUGAUGAUGGUUUGGCAAUUGAAGGUUCUGAUUUUCGUGGAAAGAGCUUAGAGGAGAUGAGAACGCUAAUUCCGAAAAUUCAGGUUAUGGCUAGAUCAUCCCCAUUAGACAAGCACACUUUGGUGAAACACUUGCGUACAAUGCUUGGUGAAGUUGUCGCAGUUACUGGUGAUGGCACAAAUGACGCACCAGCUUUGCAUGAAGCAGAUAUAGGGCUUGCCAUGGGCAUUGCUGGCACUGAGGUGGCAAAGGAGAGUGCAGAUGUGAUUAUUCUUGAUGAUAAUUUUUCCACAAUAGUGACAGUUGCCAAGUGGGGACGUUCAGUUUACAUAAACAUCCAAAAAUUUGUGCAAUUCCAAUUAACAGUUAAUGUGGUUGCCCUAAUUGUUAAUUUUUCAUCAGCAUGUGUUACAGGUACCACUCCCCUGACAGCAGUUCAGCUACUUUGGGUUAAUUUGAUCAUGGAUACUCUUGGAGCGUUGGCAUUGGCAACUGAGCCUCCACAUAAUGACUUGAUGAAAAGACAACCUGUUGGAAGAGGCCAAAGCUUUAUCAGUAAUGUUAUGUGGAGGAAUAUUUUCGGCCAAGUAGUAUAUCAGCUCUCUGUAAUGUGGACACUGCAAGUAGAAGGGAAAAAGCUAUUCAAGCUGGAUGGUCCAAAUGAAGAUUUAGUUCUAAACACGUUGAUAUUCAAUUCAUUUGUAUUCUGCCAGGUCUUUAAUGAAAUAAGCUCGAGAGAAAUGGAGAAGCUAAAUGUUUUCCAUGACAUCCUAAGAAAUUGGGUUUUCAUUGCUGUGUUGUCAUCCACGGUUGUGUUUCAAGUGAUAAUUAUUGAAUUUUUGGGUUCUUUGGCAAACACAACUCCACUCAGUUGGAACCAAUGGUUGGGUAGCAUACUAAUAGGCCUUUUCAGCAUGCCAGUUGCAAUGCUAGUUAAAAAAAUCCCUGUUUCUUUGAAUCGGCAGGUGGAAUCAAAAUUGAAAUUCGAAUAGAGAGAAAUUGUUAUCCCAGUUUUGUAUCAAGCAGUCUGCUCGUAUCCGAUGCAUGCCAGAUUUACUAUGGGGAAGACUGUGGUGCUGUAGCUGAUUUAUUCUUCUAAAAUGUUAUUGUGACAAUCACAAGUCCCUGCUUCAGAAAUGUGAUUAGCAUAGUUUACGUUUGUGUUUAAAUUUGAAUAUAUAUUCUCUGAUGGAAAGUCACAGUAAUUCCUUAGUACUAAUUAUCGAGUGUACAAUAUGAUAUAUCUGAUGUAUUUUUUCA